CGGCGCGGCAAGGCGAACGGCAGGAGCGCGCGCAGGCGGAGGAGCGCAGCCCUGCACAUGGGCUGGCCUGACUGCCGCCGCCCCUAGCCAGCCCAGAGCUCGCAACCGCGGCGGGAGCCACUCCACCAGCCAUGUCCCUCGGCGGAGCCUCGGAGCGCAGCGUCCCGGCCACCAAGAUCGAGAUCACCGUGUCCUGCCGGAACCUGCUGGACCUGGACACCUUCUCCAAGUCCGACCCCAUGGUGGUGCUGUACACGCAGAGCCGCGCCAGCCAGGAGUGGCGGGAGUUCGGACGGACCGAGGUGAUCGACAACACGCUCAACCCGGACUUCCUGCGCAAAUUCGUCCUCGACUAUUUCUUUGAGGAGAAGCAAAACCUGCGCUUCGAUGUGUACAACGUCGACUCCAGAACCAACAUCUCCAAGCCGAAGGAUUUCCUGGGACACGCGUUCCUGGCGCUGGGAGAGGUGAUCGGAGGCCAGGGCAGCCGCGUGGAGCGAGCCCUCACUGGUGUACCAGGCAAGAAGUGUGGGAGCAUCCUGCUGACAGCAGAGGAGCUCAGCAAUUGCCGGGACAUUGCCACCAUGCAGCUGUGUGCGAACAAGCUGGAUAAGAAGGACUUCUUUGGCAAGUCGGACCCCUUCCUCGUGUUCUACAGGAGCAAUGAGGACGGCACGUUCACUAUCUGCCACAAGACCGAGGUUGUGAAGAACACCCUGAACCCCGUGUGGCAGCCCUUCAGCAUCCCCGUGAGGGCACUGUGCAACGGAGACUACGACAGAACUGUGAAGAUUGACGUGUAUGACUGGGACCGAGACGGAAGCCACGACUUCAUUGGCGAGUUCACCACCAGCUACCGGGAGCUGAGCAGGGCCCAGAGCCAGUUCACCGUGUACGAGGUGCUGAACCCCCGGAAGAAAUGCAAGAAGAAGAAAUACGUCAACUCGGGAACCGUGACGCUGCUGUCCUUCUCAGUGGACUCUGAAUUCACUUUUGUCGAUUACAUCAAGGGAGGGACACAGCUGAACUUCACAGUGGCGAUUGACUUCACAGCUUCCAAUGGAAACCCCCUGCAGCCCACGUCCCUGCACUACAUGAGCCCCUACCAGCUCAGCGCCUAUGCCCUGGCCCUCAAGGCAGUAGGAGAGAUCAUCCAGGACUACGACAGUGACAAGCUCUUCCCAGCCUAUGGCUUCGGGGCCAAGCUGCCCCCUGAGGGCCGGAUCUCCCACCAGUUCCCCCUGAACAACAACGAUGAGGACCCCAACUGUGCUGGUAUUGAGGGGGUGCUGGAGAGCUACUUCCAGAGCCUGCGCACUGUGCAGCUCUAUGGCCCCACCUACUUCGCUCCAGUCAUCAAUCAGGUGGCCAGGGCUGCAGCCAAGAUCUCUGAUGGCUCCCAGUACUAUGUUCUCCUCAUCAUCACAGACGGAGUCAUCUCUGACAUGACACAGACCAAAGAAGCAAUCGUCAGCGCCUCCUCCCUGCCCAUGUCCAUCAUCAUCGUCGGAGUGGGGCCUGCCAUGUUCGAGGCAAUGGAAGAGCUGGAUGGCGAUGACGUGCGCGUGUCCUCCCGGGGGCGCUUUGCAGAGCGGGAUAUUGUUCAGUUUGUCCCGUUCCGAGACUACGUGGACCGCUCAGGGAACCAGGUUCUGAGCAUGGCCCGACUGGCUAAGGAUGUGCUGGCUGAGAUCCCAGAGCAGCUGCUGUCCUACAUGCGCACCAGGGACAUUCAGCCCCGGCCCCCGCCCCAGCCCCCAGCCAACCCCAGCCCUGCCCCAGCUCCAGAGCUGUCCUGAGAAGCCCACUCUCCCAUGUCUAGCAUCUGCCCACCUGCUCCCUCCUGCUGAAAGCCAGAGGCCCCUGGAGCCCUGGACCUCACUGGCAUCCAUGCUGGCAGAUGUGCCCUCUGUCCCUCCCUGCAGCAGGGCCUGGCACUAGCAGUGCCUCCUUGCCCUUAUCAAUAAUAAAGCUGGUCUUUGCUCUA
This is a messenger RNA of Chinchilla lanigera (long-tailed chinchilla), 1987 nucleotides long. RefSeq names its product copine family member IX (gene Cpne9). Bases 132 to 1799 code for a protein of 555 amino acids. Gene Ontology annotation, molecular function: calcium-dependent phospholipid binding. Gene Ontology annotation, biological process: cellular response to calcium ion. The record is from RefSeq and is a predicted model, not a curated record. Lineage: Eukaryota; Metazoa; Chordata; Mammalia; Rodentia; Chinchillidae. The transcript has 21 exons. Gene Ontology annotation, cellular component: plasma membrane.